Penicillium waksmanii is the source of this 1347-nucleotide messenger RNA. Its product is annotated as tRNA(Phe) (4-demethylwyosine(37)-C(7)) aminocarboxypropyltransferase. Gene Ontology annotation, molecular function: tRNA methyltransferase activity; S-adenosylmethionine-dependent methyltransferase activity. NCBI's taxonomy places the organism in Eukaryota, Fungi, Ascomycota, Eurotiomycetes, Eurotiales, Aspergillaceae. Gene Ontology annotation, cellular component: cytoplasm. The record is from RefSeq and is a predicted model, not a curated record. The coding region runs from base 1 to 1347 and encodes 448 amino acids. The transcript has a single exon. Gene Ontology annotation, biological process: tRNA methylation; wybutosine biosynthetic process.
AUGGAUCAGACAACAAAAAACCAGGAUCGAGGACCAAAAGAUGGUACAGCAAGGUCAAAAUCAAAAUGCGACUAUCCAAAACGUCCUCGAGCCUCUGAGAAUAAAUUUAAUGCCCUGCAAACGGGAAUAAAGGAAUUUCUGAAAACCCCGCCAUCACGAUCACUUCUUGCUGAACUCGAGAUCUCUUUUGACGAUAUCACUGCAUCUCUUCCAAAGCGCUAUACAGUCUAUGAACCCCUUGUUCUACUGCCGGCAAAUGCAUUUAACGCACCUCCACUUUGGGGCACAUUCUGUGCGGCGCUAUCACCGGAGCAGAAAGAUUUAUUGUAUACCUCAAUAGCGAAGGCCUUCGGACGACUAGGCGCAACCCAUGUGGCAGUAAAUGCACCUAUUGCCUUGGCUACUCAAGGCCAAGAGAACCGAAUGCGAAGUCCCACCGGUUUAAUUCCACUGCACGGCAACUUUGGGAAUUCCCCCAGAGCCGCGGGGGAUGAAAGUGAACAACCGGAUACGGCGGAGCUCGAACAUGCAUUCUGGGUGCAAACUGUGCAAAACCAUGGCAUUCAACAAGUAUGGGCUCCGCUAUAUACGAUGUUCUCCCGCGGAAAUAUCACGGAGAAGGCCCGAAUCCUGGGACAAGGUCCCUCCCAAGGAACAUUUCCUGGCUUAGAUGAACAAUCCCUACGAGGACAAAAGAUCUCGGACGUCAGCGUCGUUGAUAUGUAUGCAGGCAUUGGCUACUUUGUCUUCUCAUACCUCAAGCGAGGUGUCAAACGUGUUUGGGGAUGGGAGCUGAAUGGUUGGUCCGUGGAAGGCCUGCGGCGAGGAUGCGAAGCUAAUCGAUGGGGCUGCCGGGUGAUUCGGGUUCGGGAAAAUGGGAGAUUGGAUAUGACGAUUGAAGAGCUUGUGGACAGCCUUACAGCGAAUGACCGGGUUGUCAUCUUCCAUGGAGAUAACACAUUCGCGGCCGAAAUACUUACAAAGAUCCAACAUGUUAUGGAGCAGAGAAAUGCGUGGAGUCCUGUCCGUCAUGUCAACCUGGGUCUUUUGCCUUCUUCAAGACCAUCCUGGGACAAUGCGUGCAAGGUUCUUGACCGGCAACAAGGCGGUUGGUUUCAUGUCCAUGAAAAUGUGAACGUGCGAGAGAUUGAAGAAAUGAAGGAAAAGUUAAAGACUGAGCUGGCAAGACUUCGAAAGAUGGUCCACGCCGAAUAUGUUAUCCUGGCAGACCCCGUUAUAGACUGCCAUCAUGUCGAACAUGUCAAGACAUAUGCUCCAGGUGUCAUGCAUUGCGUCUUCGAUAUCCAAAUUUCGCCUCUUGAAGAUUCUCUCGGUCUUGCAGAAUGA